Molecule: messenger RNA, 1980 nt
Organism: Endocarpon pusillum Z07020
Lineage: Eukaryota; Fungi; Ascomycota; Eurotiomycetes; Verrucariales; Verrucariaceae
Exons: 3
Coding region: 1-1980 (659 amino acids)
Biological process (GO): proteolysis
Molecular function (GO): serine-type peptidase activity
Source: RefSeq, a predicted model, not a curated record
AUGUCAAAGCCUCAGGAAGCGCCCUAUGGCACAUGGAGAAGCCCACUGUCUGCCGACAUUUUCGCUGCCGGUGCGGUAUCUCUAAAAGAGGUAGUCGUCAGUCAACCGAAUGGUAGAAUCCACCUCCUUGAGGUGAGGCCUGCUGAAAGUGGCCGUGGCUGUAUCGUUGAAAUUGGUGAUGAUGGUUGGUCACAUCGUGACAUCCUGCCUAAGGAAUACAAUGCUCUGACGCACGUGCACGAGUAUGGAGGAGCUUCAUUCACUGUCAGGAGCAACACUGGUCAUAUCAUCUUCUCCGACUUUGAAAGCAACCUCGUCUUCGACCUGGAUCCAGCGACACUCAAAGCGGAGCCCAUUAUCGAAGAAGAUUUCAAGAACUACUAUGCAGACUUCGAUGCCCACCCGACAGACUCCAGAUGGGUGCUAGCAAUCAAAGAAGAUCACCACUCAAGCAGAAUCGAAGACAUCGAAAACACCCUUGUUGCCAUCGACUCCAGCACGAGAACUGUACAUACCAUUGUAAGGGACGCGGAUUUCUAUGCAUAUCCUCGCUUUAGUCCAGAUGGCAGGCGUGUCUCGUGGACGCAAUGGCAUCAUCCGAACAUGCCAUGGCACUACAAUGAGUUGUGGGUUGCCGACUGGCAGCAGGGGAAGGUAGUCAACUCGAAGGUGGUCGCUGGCCGGGAUAUAAAGGAGAGCAUCACUCAGCCGCAGUGGGGAGAGGAUGGUUCUCUCUUCUUUGUUGGAGACCGUACCGGCUUCUGGCAACUGUAUCAAUUAGUGGACAAUGAAGUACGAUAUGUUCACGUCAAAGGUCUUGAAGAAGCAGAAUUUGGGGCACCCGAAUGGUCCCUUGGAAGCUCAACAUAUGCCUCCUUAUCAUCAGAGAAGCUCGUCGCGUUCUAUAACCUUGACGGAUCUCAGAAAGCCAUCAUAAUCGACGUCACAACAGGAGACUUCACCGACCCCGCCAUUCCAAUCAACGAGGUCAAUUCCACCGCCGUGAAACGCACAUCACCAAAGUCCUUCGCCGUCAUAGGCUCGACUGCCUCAACUCCAAAAGCCCUGUAUCACAUCAGACUCGACAACCCCCUCACCACAAGAACCCUCAAACCAUCCAUCUCCCUUUCCUUCCCCUUAACCUUCCUCUCAACACCUCAACCCAUCACCUACCCCCGCACCCGCAGCGGACCCCAGUCCGGCCACGCCCACGCCCUCUUCCUUGCCCCAACCAACCCAAAUUACACCAAACCCCCUUCAGCUCUUCCACCAUUAAUAGUAGCCAUCCACGGCGGACCAACCGGGCAGACGGGCAUCGGCCUCUCUCUCCGCGACCAAUACUGGACCACACGCGGCUACGCCCUAGUACAAAUAAACUAUGUCGGCUCCUCCGGCUACGGCAAGGAAUACGCAUCCCUCCUCAACGGCCAGUGGGGCGUGGCAGACAUCGCGGACGCGGCUAGCGCGGUCGACUAUCUCGCCGACAAGGGCUGGAUCGAUAAAAGCAGAGUGGGCAUCACGGGGUUGAGUGCGGGCGGCUACGCAACCAUGCAAGCACUAGCCACCUACCCGCAGGUCUUCCACGCCGGGGCAGCAGAGAGCGGCAUCUCCGACCUGCGCGCCAUGUUUGCCGAGACGCACAAAUUCGAAUCGAGAUAUCUCCAACCACUGUGUUUCCCGCCCAACGCCUCCCUCGACGACCAAGAGCGCAUCAUACGCGAGAGGAGUGCGAUCCACAACGCAGAGCGCAUCACGUCUCCCCUGCUGAUCCUGGCGGGCAAGCAAGAUAAGAUCGUGCCCCCUAGUCAGGCGACGGGGUUGAAGAACAGGAUUGACGAGGUCAGUAAGGGACGAGUGGAGUGUGAGGUCGUGGUUUAUGAAGGGGAAGGACAUGUAUUUACGAGUGGCGAGAACGUCAGGGACUCCGUGCAGAGGAUGGAGAGGUGGUGGGCCCGGUUCUUGCUUGGGAAUCGUGACUGA